AUGCCCGGAUAUGCUAAGUUUAUGAUGGAUAUGGUGAAAAAGAAGAGGUCAGUUACAAGGUCUCGUGUGCAAAAGAAGUAUGAUCCAGGUGCCUUCACUAUUCCAUGUAAUAUAGGGUUUCUACACUUUGCGAAGGCACUGUGUGAUCUUGGUGCGAGCAUAAAUCUUAUGCCAUUGUCUAGUUAUAAGAGUUUAGGCUUGGGACACCCAAAGACUACCACGAUGCGGUUACUGAUAGUCGAUCGAACUGUGAAGAGGACAUUAGACGUAGUCCAUGAUGUGUUUGUGAAACUGGAGUCGUUUCCUAACGACUUUGUGAUUCUUGACCGUGAGGUUGAUUUUGAGGUCCCCAUUAUCCUAAGGGGACAAUUCCCUGCCACUGGGCACUUUAGUCGAUAUGGAAAAAGCACAGAUGAUGUUUAA
Messenger RNA from Solanum pennellii, 423 nucleotides. RefSeq lists its product as uncharacterized. NCBI's taxonomy places the organism in Eukaryota, Viridiplantae, Streptophyta, Magnoliopsida, Solanales, Solanaceae. Bases 1 to 423 code for a protein of 140 amino acids. The record is from RefSeq and is a predicted model, not a curated record. The transcript has a single exon.